Molecule: messenger RNA, 873 nt
Organism: Anthostomella pinea
Lineage: Eukaryota; Fungi; Ascomycota; Sordariomycetes; Xylariales; Xylariaceae
Source: the annotation of a GenBank genome assembly
AUGUCGAAUCCGAACCAGCUGUUCCUGCUAGCCGACCACAUCAAGCUAUCGCUGCUAGAGCGCCAACGAGCAAAGAGUCUCGAUCUUGACGACGAUACGAAAGAUGGCCACCUGUCGCGGUCGCUGGACCAGUUCAAAGAUGGCCUCGCCACGUUAGAACAAGAGCAGAAGAGAUUAGAAGAGGCAGGCGACGAAGAGGGCGCUCUCACCAUCUCCGACUCGCUUCCCGGUCUACAGAAGCAGUACAAUGACCUGACAUCGCAAUUCCACGGCUUCUCCUCGCCAGCCUCCGCAUCGACCCUGACGCACCCGAAUGGCCCAUCACUGAACGACAACUUCGAACACGCAACCCACCCGCCGUCACAUGCCUCGAACCUGCGGCCCAAGAAGGGGCGCUCAGCCUCCAAGACGGUGCGCUUCUCGGACAACCCCGCCCCCAGCAACGCCAUAGCCGACCCGGACCUCGAGGCGCAGGUCUUCGGCAGCAACAGCCGGUACCGCGACAACCCCUCGGCGGCGGCGGCGGCGGGCGACGACAGCAUGGGGUACCGCGACGAGGCGGACGGCAUGUCCAACACGCAGGUUCACGACUACCACCAGCGGAUCCUGGACCAGCAGGACGAGCAGCUGGACGCGCUGGGCGACAGCAUCAGACGGCAGCGCGAGCUGAGCAUGCAGAUCGGCGACGAGCUCGACGACCACGUCGCCAUGCUGGAUGAUGUUGAUGGUACUGUCGACCGCCAGCAGGGCCGCCUCGAGGGCGCGCGCCGCCAGGUCGGCAGGAUGUCGCGCGCCGCGAGCGAGAGUAAGCAGAUGAUUGCUAUUGUCAUCCUGAUCAUCGUGCUGGUGCUUCUUAUUGCCGUGCUGAAGUAG